CAACUCAUCACAGGUGGACGACAGUUGGCUCAGUCUUUUGUAGCCACUGCAAGCAAUCGUCAUGGCACUCUCAAAGCCCAUUUAUUCGCUAGUCGGCACAUAUCUGGAACAGCUCUUCAAUCAUCCAGUGCGCACGAAAUCCAUAACGGCUUGCUUUUUGGCCACCUCGGCGAAUGUUACCUCGCAGCGCAUGGCGGGCGCCAAGAAACUGAAUCAGCACAGCGUCUUUGCCUAUGCCUUGUUUGGUCUGCUCUUCGGUGGCAGCGUUCCACAUUAUUUCUAUCAGACCGUCGAGCGUUUGAUCAGUCAUAAAUUGAAGUUCAGAAAGUUUCUUAUUUUCCUGGCGGAGCGUUUAGUUCAUGCACCCAUUUAUCAACUGUUGUCUUUGUAUUCCCUUUCGCUAUUCGAGGGCAAUUCACAUGACACUGCUGUGAAGAAUGUGGAGAAGUUGUUCUGGCCCGUGCUGAAGGCCAACUGGCGAUAUCUGUCCAUAUUUGUCUACCUGAAUAUUGCCUAUGUUCCUGUCAUGUUCCGUCCGCUCACCAUGGGCAUUAUUGCCUUCAUAUGGGUCGUCUAUGUGGCCAGAAAGCGUCGCCGCUUCCAGGAAACUCAGGAAGCUGAUAAGGCCACCAAAUCCGCUUAGAUACAUUCUAAUUUCCGUCUUUUUUGUUUAUCUAAUUGUAUGCAUAUUAAGGCACUUUGUACUCUUUAUGUACGCUUGGGUCGUUUUAAAGGUUUCAGCGGAAUAAAUUUGUCUAUUUUUCUUUAUAAGAUAAAAAUAUAAAUUCCGUGUGAAGAUUUUGAUGUA
Molecule: messenger RNA, 808 nt
Organism: Drosophila grimshawi
Lineage: Eukaryota; Metazoa; Arthropoda; Insecta; Diptera; Drosophilidae
Product: peroxisomal membrane protein 2
Exons: 4
Coding region: 62-643 (193 amino acids)
Cellular component (GO): membrane; cytoplasm
Source: RefSeq, a predicted model, not a curated record